This is a messenger RNA of Pecten maximus, 4124 nucleotides long. RefSeq names its product patched domain-containing protein 3-like. Gene Ontology annotation, biological process: transmembrane transport. The transcript is spliced from 4 exons. NCBI's taxonomy places the organism in Eukaryota, Metazoa, Mollusca, Bivalvia, Pectinida, Pectinidae. The record is from RefSeq and is a predicted model, not a curated record. Gene Ontology annotation, molecular function: transmembrane transporter activity. Gene Ontology annotation, cellular component: membrane. Bases 112 to 2724 code for a protein of 870 amino acids.
GAGCGUCAUGUCCGUGUUACCGGUGGUAACUACCUGUGGACAGCUGGAUUGAGUUAACUAGUCAGAAUACAUACCUGUGUUAUGAGAUAAACGUCCUUCCCUUCAAGUAAAAUGGUUUGUUGGAGCCUGUACAACAAGGUAGAAAAGUCUAUCGGUAACGGUUUUGCGAGGUAUGGAGAGCUAGUCGGUACAUACCCAUGGACUGUUCUGACAGUGUCGGUACUUGUGUCUAGUUUACUGGGUAUUGGAUUGGUCAAUCUAACGUUUGAAUCAGACGUAGAGAAGGUCUAUACACCCAGAGAUAGCCAGGCGUCACAGGACAGAACUACAAUACAAAAUCUGUUUGAUGACCAGUCUGGAGUGAAUUUUUACCAACGAAGCCUUGUCGAGGCAAACCGGUACGGCAGUGUCAUAUUCAAAAGCAAAAACACGUCCAAUCUUCUAACUGUUCCAUACAUACAAGAAAUCAAAUCGGUUUACGAUAAAAUAAGAGCCGGCGUUUUAGGCAAUGGAAGGAACUAUUCCCAGUUGUGUGCAAUGAGAGGAUCUAAGUGUGUUGUGGAUGGUGAUGUAAUUUUCUCGGCAAACUUUGAUCAGAUGCUCCAAAAUAACAAUAUAAGAUAUCCUAUUGCCGGCAACGUUUCCUUGGAACCUUUGUUUGGAGAUGUCAAUGUUAAUGCAGGGGUGUUAAGUUCAGCUAAAUAUAUCAAAAUUGCUUUCAACCUACGACAGGACAACAAGAAAAACCUGGAGGAUUCCAAGUCAUGGGAGAAAAAAUUUAUAUCCUACAUGAACAAUCUCCAGUCAACCUCACUGGAUAUUUCCUAUGCCCAUUCGACAUCCCUUGAUGAAGAACUGACAUCAAAUAUCAGUGGCGACAUACUGUUUGUAUCACUAACCUUCACACUCAUGAUCGUCUACGCUACCAUGGUAACGAUGACUUGUGACUGCUUACUCGACAGACAAAAUCUAGGACGAGCUGGCGUUAUUGCUACGGGACUCGGGAUAUUGGCUUCGUUUGGACUGGUCAGUGCUUGUGGAGUGGACUUCGUCGAUAUAGUAGGAGUGAUGCCCUUUCUAAUAUUAGGUAUCGGAAUAGACGACAUGUUCAUAUUGUUGGCGGGUCUAGCCGAAGCCCCGUUACAUGAAACACCUCCAAAACGUGUUGCUGAGACAAUGCGCACUAGUGGAGUGGCAAUAACAAUAACAUCACUUACUGACAUCAUAGCUUUUGGUGUUGGAGCGUCCUCUGUGUUCCCAGGAGUACGGAACUUUUGUAUAUACACAGGAAUUGCGGUUCUAUUCUGCUACCUCAACUUCGUGACAUUCUUCAUAGCCUGCAUUGCGAUCAAUGAGAGACGAGUUUCCGCCAACAGACAUUGCCUGUUAUGCUGCAAAACAGUAGAUAUGAAGGACCAAAUGACGACCGCUACCAAACUAAACCGGUUUUGCUGUGGUGGGACAGCCCCGACUUCUAUAUCACAGAUGCAGAGCCUACUGGAACGUAUACCUGGGUUAACGAUUAAUAAAUUUAUAACUCUUGUACCUGUCAAGAUAGUGACUUUAAUCUGUUUUGCGACUUAUUUUGGAAUUGCUAUUUGGGGAUCCACUCAAUUCAAGCAGGGUCUCGAUACGACAAAUCUUGUGUCAGACGAUUCUUAUUAUUUCACAUAUAACACUAGAAAUCGACAACAGUUUGUUCAGCGAGUACCGGUUUCAUUUGUUAUUGAUGGAGUUCUAGACUAUACCAAACCCGCUACGGUACGUGAAAUUGACAGCUUGAUCGCAAGUGUUCAAAACGACAGAAUUGUUGGUAACAAUAAUCUGGUUAUCAGCUGGUUUAAUAGUUAUAGAUUGUCUCCAAGUUAUAACAAUGCAAGCGAAUCUACCUUUAUUGCCAAUUUAAAAACAUUCUUGAAUUCUUAUGGUGAGUUUAAAAAUGAUAUCAAGUUUGACAAUGCAGGCACAAGAAUACGCGCAUCACGCAUGUAUGUGAUCACCAACAAUCUGGUUGAUUCAACUGAACAGGGAGAUUUCAUGACACGUAUGAGAAGUAUAACAGAAGGUUCCUCAUUAAAUGUCAUCGCUUACGCUCCAAGUUUCAUAUUCUAUGAACAGUAUGUUGCCAUUCUUCCAUCAACCCUUCAGACAGUUGGAAUAGCAGUUGCGGUAAUCUUUGUUGUAACUGCUUUGUUCAUGCCUAGUCCACUUCUGAUCAUCUACGUCACUGUUUCCAUGGUAAUGAUAAUGACAGGAAUUUUCGGCUUUAUGUAUUUUUGGGACCUAACUCUUAGCUCCAUCACAAUGAUACAUGUCAUAAUGAGUGUCGGGUUUUCGGUUGAUUUCAGUGCACAUAUCUGUCAUGCCUUUAUGACAGUUGAAGGUCAAACUCGUGACGAGAAAGUUAAAAAUGCCAUUUUACGCUCGGGGGGACCAAUAUGGAAUGGGGCGAUCUCUUCAAUCAUAGGAAUAAUUAUGCUUGUCUUCUCAAAAUCAUACAUAUUUCGGUCAUUUUUCAAAGUCAUGUUGCUUGUGAUACUGUUUGGAAUUGGUCAUGCGCUGUUUUUCCUUCCUGUUUUGCUCUCACUGGUUGGACCAAUGGAAAGCAAGAAAAGUGAUGAAAAUUCUGUAUCUAACGAUACCCGAAUGGAAAGUCGUGCAGGACAUGUUAAUGGAAAUUUUAAAAGCGAAAGGGAAGCGAAUCAUCCAGAGAAAUAUCUUUAAAGGUUUAAAAUUAAAAAAAAAAAAAAAGAAUGAAACGAUAUGACAUAAUAUACAUUAUAGAUAAAAUGAUAAACCGUGAGUUCUGUUAAAAAUAUUACAGCAAACUUCUAUCGUACAGCAUUGCUGUAUAUUCAAGGUUGCAAAAUACCCAAUCUCACAUUACCUGCGACAAUUUAGGUAUUAUAAAUGAAACAUAAAGGAUCAAAAACAAAUUCAGCAUAAUAGAUAUUUUUUUCUAUAUGUUUGAUAUAUUAAACAAACAAUGGGUUUUGCAACUUUUCUCUAUAAAUCUUACAAGAUGAUAUGGAUUUAAUAAUAGCCAUGAGGAAUUAUAUGUAUAUAUUUUUGUGACUUUUUGUUAAAAUUAUAGAUAUAUUGGCCUUUUGAGAUGUAUUCAACUAAAUGAAAGUUGCGUCCAGUAUAAAAUACUGUCUAUUCAAGCCGGUUUUUUUAAACUAAAAAGCAGGUUUGUUAAUAAUAUGUUUGAAUUGUGAUAUUUACUUAUUUAAUUAAUCUAUAUAUUGUGUGUUUAUUCAUUCAUCUGGAAGUUUGAAUUCUGGAUUCCGACAUUUUCCCCGGUACUGAUGAUGAAAUAUCCUACCCACAAUCCAAUAAUCCUAUCAACCAUCUAUUGUAUAGGUAGAUAAGGAUCUGCUAUACGGAAAAUAUCCACAUAUGUCAAUCAACCGCGAGAUCGUCUAUUUAUUGCUUGGACGUUAUUACUACAUCAGGAAAUUUCCAUUUGACAUCCCAGGUAUAUGCGACCUGUAUUAGUAGAUUUUUUGCCCUUUUGGUGGGACUUUGGGAUCCCCAACCCAAAGAGAGAUUUAUAAGGAAAAGAGGGAUUUCAUUGUCUUUUCCCCAAGUGAAUAAUCUUCUUUUUUAUCUGAUAUAUGUAAUAUUUACGAUACAUAAAUACAAGGUAUUGCAGAUUCGACAUGAUUAGUUCCUCAACGUUACGUUUAUUGUAUCGAUGACGUGUCUGGGGAACCCCAAUUUCAUCCCUAGGGGUAGAUGAGGAAAUCCCUUACACUGUAGGAAAAAUGGUGUUUCCUGCAUGAAUACCCAAAAAUAAAAUCACCUUUGUCAAGAGUAAUUUGUUUAAAAAUAUCAACUUGUGUUUUUUGAGUAUUGAAAUGAUAGCAUUUCAUUCUUUUUAUUUUGUUUAGAAACAAUAGCUGUGUUUAUUGAUUCAUGCCAGAUAAUACCAUUGUUUAAUAGAAAAUAUAUAAGUAACUUCGUCUUCGUUUUACGUGUUUAAUAGAGCUCGCUUGCAUUAAUGUAAUUUUGUUGCAUUUUGCUUAUUUUGUUAGAUUUUAAUUUAUUUAUAUCUUAUUAUAUAUAUUCACUUUGACAUUGUAAUACAUCCGUUUUACAAAUCAAUAAAAAUGGGAAAAAAA